AGACCCAGACAAGCUCACAUACACUUCAGUCCAACUGCCUUCACUUUGGUACCGGAGCUCUGUUAGACUCAGAGAGGCUGUCAGAGUCACUGCCUGAAGCUGCUGUCAAACACGAGAUUUUACACAAAGAUGACACAGACAAAUGUUACCAUCAAAGAAGAGCCGAUUGAACCGUGUUCCAGGGAUGAUGAUAACAAAAUGCGAGCAAAUCUAUCUUACAUUUACUACUUCAUGUUUGUCUUCAGUGUUAUCACCAACCUGCUGGUUCUGGUUGUCAUCCACCGGUUUGAGAAGCUGUACACUGUGAUCAACAUCUUGCUGGUCAACCUGGUGACGUCCUCCCUCAUCUUAAUGAGCAGCCUUCCUUUCCAGGCCGCCUACAUGCAGAUCUCUGACUGGAUUUUUGGCUCAGCUAUGUGCAAGAUUGUCUUUAGUGCCUACUAUCUGGGUUUUUACAGUUCUGUUUUCUUUUUAACUCUGCUAACAUUUGACCGUUACCUUGCUUUUGUACAUUUUAUGCCAGUAUUACAUGUAAGGAGUCGACGCAAUGCUAUCAUUUCCUGUGUAGUGGUGUGGGUGAUCAGUGGUUUGGCUUGUGUCCAGCCAAUGAUCUUUCAUGGUGCCUAUAAUGGUAAUGACACUAGGUACUGUGAGGAAUUUGCUGACAUUCCUGGUAUGAAUGUAGAGAAACUCAAAAAAUCUCGAUUUCAUAUUCAGCUUUCUGUCUUCUUAAUCCUUCCUCUGGCUAUUAUCAUAUUUUGUUACGUUAGGAUUGUGAUCACUAUCAAAAAAUCUCGAUCAGCUUCUAAAUUCCAUGCAGUCAGGAUGAUAUUUAUGAUCGUAGUUUUGUUCUUCAUCUGCUGGAUCCCCUUUAACAUUGUAGAACUCCUGCUUUAUGAAUUUGAGCCUCUUUUGAGCUGUGAAGCUAAAAUGAAUCUCGGUUACGCUCUCCAUGUCACCCGCAACACGGCGUACAUUUACUUCUGCAUCAGUCCAAUAUUUUAUACAUUUGUAGGAAAAAAAUUCCAAAACCAUUUCAAACUGUUGCUGGUGAAAUGUUUCCCAAGAUUACAAGAUCAUAUUUCUUUCAACACAAGCAACACAACAACAAGAACUAAGCCUUAAGAAGUGGGUUUAUCUCUGCGAGUUUGUCGUCAUUCACCCCGAGUCAAACCAAAUUCUGUACCUUGCAACCGCAUUCAUGCUUUUUAAACUUCAGCACAAGUUUUCAUGCUACAACCACAAACGUCACUUUGAUCUAAUGUAUUGUCAUAAUACUAAAAAAUAAUUGAGGAUAUUAGUACUAUUUAACCUCAAGUAUCAACAGCUAAACCUACAGAUGGUGACUUUUGAAUCAUUUCAUCCGGCUGUUUCAAGAGACCUUGAGUUAGUAUUUCUAAUUUCUAAUUAUGCUGAAAUGACACUGAGAAUUAAUCAGAGUGAUAAUUAAUCAGAGCAGCAGGAAAGGACACCAAUGGUACCUUUGGACAGGCUGCAGAGAUCCAUGAUUUAUUUAUAGGUCUACUGUUUGCCAUGGAGUUCGCUAAUCUUGCUCUUAUGGGAGAGUUGCAAGACGGAUGACUUUUAAAAGGAAGCUCAUAGGUGCAGUUCAUCAAAACGUCAUGUAGGAGACAGUGCAAAAGAAUAGAAUACAGUGACUAAAGAUCUUUUGACCUACAUCAAAAAUGCUAUGUGAGGUAAAAAAAAAAUGGACUGAAGUUCACCUUACAGAAGGCAAUGACAUUAAACAUAUAGCUAUAACUGGCACAAUUACCAGGACACAGUUAAAGUGGCCAAAAAGGAAUAUCUUUCUAGCUUAAUUUCAUCUCACAGCCACAACCUUUGUGUUCUUUCAGCACUUUGUUUGAGUUGCAGCUGGUGUUAACGCGCAUUAUAAAUAAAGUCAACAAUGGCAAGCCAAAGUGUGUGAAACAGAUCAGAAUUUACACAAUACAUCGGAAUUUACAGAUACUCUCCUGCUAAUUUGCAGAUUAGAACUGGUACAAAGAGUAUAAUUAAUAAAACAAAAGUCAAAAUGGUUCUCUGUAAAUGUAUUGGCCAAAUCUAUCCCUAUAUGUUAUGCUAUUCUUUGAAAAUGCUUUAAAGUAGUACAAGCUAAUAACUACAAAAACAUCAACAAAAAACACCAAAGCAACCCCAAGUAAAGAUGUGCUGGAAGGGACCCAACACACUAGAUAAGCGGUGCCCAAGUCCAGUUCUUGAGAUCCAUCAUGCUGCAUCUCUCAGAUACGUCCCAUGUCCAACACACCUGAAUCGAAUCAAAGGCUCAUUACCAGGCCUCUACAGAGCAGAAUGACUGCUGAUGAGGGAGUUCAGACAUUUUAUUCACAUGUGUUGGACCAGGGAUGUAUUUCAAAGUUUGCUAGAUCUUGAACAUGGACUUGGGGCCCUCCACACUGGAAGAAAAGAAAAGUAAAAGCUGAGUAAUUUUUGGGUGAGUUUACAGGCAGAGGAAACACCACUGAGCUGAAUGGGUGUUUCUGAGAAUCUGUGAUUAAAUGCAAAGAAUUUAAAAUAGGCACUGUCAUGGGGCCCUCCGUUGUUAUGGGGAACAGAUGUCUAUUGCAUCUGUUCUGUUACCCACAGGAACAUUUUUGGAUUGGGUCUUUAGAUGGAAGCUUACAGUCUGUUGUAACUCCAAUUCAAACCUGCUGAAGACAACAAACUCCAGGCUAAUUUUCAAUAACUGCUGGAGUUAACAUGCUUACUUUGUACCAUACAGUAAUGAAUUCAUUCAUUAAUCUUAUAAUCUUAUGAAUCUAGGUGUUUUUGCAUUCAUGUGUUGUUUAAAGUGCUAUGUCAGUGACAUAACAAUCAGCAAAAAGAUCUAACAGAAAUCGACAACGAGAAAAGCUUAAACAGCAACAAACUGAUAUAUUACAUCUUGAUCGUGUUUUGUAUAUAAAUCCGCUUUAUUAUCAUUGAUGAAAAAGUAUCUGUAUGAUAAUGAAAUUAACAUCUAAAUUAUUUACAAGCAUUCAGCUAUAGUUAUAUUCUGUUUUUGUUUUUUUUUCUGUCUACCGUGUGCUGAACAACUUGCAUCAUGACGUUCUAUAAUGUAGUUUUUUUUCUUUUGGUAUGUAGUGUAUAGUAAAUGAAGAUGGAAAUUAAUCAUAAAUGUUCCUAUUGCCCUAAGCUAUUAAUAUCUAUGGAUAUAAUUUGUUCAUUCAUUUUUGCUCCUGAUAUUAAAUAAAUAUGUUUAAAACA
Poecilia reticulata (guppy) is the source of this 3228-nucleotide messenger RNA. RefSeq names its product C-C chemokine receptor type 3-like. Gene Ontology annotation, cellular component: membrane; external side of plasma membrane. NCBI's taxonomy places the organism in Eukaryota, Metazoa, Chordata, Actinopteri, Cyprinodontiformes, Poeciliidae. The record is from RefSeq and is a predicted model, not a curated record. Gene Ontology annotation, molecular function: C-C chemokine receptor activity; C-C chemokine binding. Gene Ontology annotation, biological process: immune response; calcium-mediated signaling; cell chemotaxis.